AUGCCCGCUGACCCACUCUUCUCCACCUUUUAUUUCCAUUAUUCUCCCCUUACUUCUUACUUCUUCACUCUUCACUCCCUUCCUUCUCUCAGUGCAUCGAUGGCACCGUUGUCGCUUACGCUACCCUUCAUACUCUUCCCGGCACUUGCGCUCGCUCAGGAUCCGAUACACGUUACCCUCUCUCGUCGUGCGCGAGGUGCUCACCUCGACCUGAACAAGGAGGCCGACAAGCUGAGGAAUCGGUAUGGAUUUACCAAUGGGACGACAGCGACGAUACCCCGACGGUCAGGAAAGCGGGCGUCUGCAGACAUCCCAAUCGUCAACCAGGACGCGGACUCGAGCUACUUCGGCAGUAUCACGAUCGGAACACCUCCGCAGACGUUCAACGUCAUCCUCGACACGGGAUCCUCCGACCUUUGGGUCGCUGACACCUCAUGCACCUCAUGCGACGCGAGCACCCCAGUCUUCCAGGCAGACGAAUCGUCGACAUUCAAGGGCCCCACGUCGGCGCUCGGCUCGCAGGUGACGAUCCGCUACGGGUCCGGGGCGGUGCAGGGCACACUCGCGCAGGACGUGGUCAGCAUGGGCGGGUUCACAAUCUCUGAGCAGACUUUCCUCGCAGUUGACAGAGUCACCAGCAAUCUCCUGGACGGCACCGUCUCCGGCAUCAUGGGCCUCGCGUUCGAGUCAAUCGCAAGCACGCAGGCGACGCCGUUCUGGGAGGCACUUGCAAACGACGGGCAACUUACGACCCCGGAGAUGGGCUUCUGGCUGACGCGAGAGAUCGACAACCUGAAGGCAAAGAGUGAGGAGCCUGGAGGGGUGUUUACGUUGGGCGGCACGAACUCGAGCUUGUUCACGGGCGAUAUCGAGUUUGUAAACAUGCCGACGCAGACGCCGUCGUUUUGGAUCUUGUCGGUUUCUUCUGUCACCGUCGACAGCAAGGCAGUUUCGAUCUCAUCAGGAAGCCAGGCGCUCUCCGCCAUCGACACCGGCACGACGCUCAUCGGCGGCCCCUCGACGGACGUCGCCGCCGUCUGGGCCGCUGUCCCAGGCUCAGGCAAGUCGCAGACCCAGGGGUUCUUUACUUUCCCAUGCGACCAACAAGUGAACAUCUCCUUCGCCUUCGGGGGCAAGUCCUGGCCCAUUAACCCGAACGACAUGAACCUCGGCCCAGACACGCGCGGGAGCUCACAGUGCGCAGGGGCGAUCUUUGACUUGACGUUGGGGAGCAAUAUCGCGAGUGGGUCGGGCAAUCCGAGCUGGGUCGUUGGGGAUACUUUCUUGAAAAACGUGUACUCCGUGUUUCGCGCGACCCCGCCCUCGGUUGGGUUCGCGGAGCUCUCGAGCGUCGCUGGUGGUACAGCUGCUUCCUCCACCUCUGGUCCCUCUUCUUCUCCGCCUGCGUCUGCUUCCUCGCCCUCGACUGUUUCCGUCACCGUUUCUCCGACAACAGGAGCCCCGAACGGUGGCUCGACGGAUGUUGGCUCGAGUGGUGCGAGAAGCCCCGCGCUGUCGCUGAAGAGCUCGACCUUCGGUAUUCUGCUUUCAGGCUCGCUUAUGCUCGUGAUGCUCAUGCUAUAG
Messenger RNA from Cyclocybe aegerita, 1584 nucleotides. NCBI's taxonomy places the organism in Eukaryota, Fungi, Basidiomycota, Agaricomycetes, Agaricales, Hemipholiotaceae. The record is from the annotation of a GenBank genome assembly.